Molecule: messenger RNA, 1431 nt
Organism: Metarhizium album ARSEF 1941
Lineage: Eukaryota; Fungi; Ascomycota; Sordariomycetes; Hypocreales; Clavicipitaceae
Product: cation diffusion facilitator 1
Exons: 1
Coding region: 1-1431 (476 amino acids)
Biological process (GO): transmembrane transport; monoatomic cation transport
Cellular component (GO): membrane
Molecular function (GO): monoatomic cation transmembrane transporter activity
Source: RefSeq, a predicted model, not a curated record
AUGACACCAGACGGCAGCAAUACCAUCACCCAUCAUCCAUCCGUCUUUCACCUCCAGCAGCUUUCGUCACCCAGCAGCGCGAGCGGCUCUCGCUCGCCCGCGCGCCAAAACCACCAUCACCAUCACUACUACCACCAUCAUGGCCAACAUCGUGCCGCGAGCACCUCCAUAGAGCCUGUUCCGCCUGCCAGUCAAGAGCAAGACGCUGUUGAGAGGCACCCAUCCCAAGCCACAGACGUAGAGAGCCAGAUGACCGCCGGCCCAAAUUCAAGGUUUCCACGUCUCAACAUUGAAAGCGAUCCAUACGGGCUGUCAUCUUCCUACAGGACGGAAUCCGACUUGAAUCAGAUCAAGGCCAACUCUUCACGUAAGAGAGGCGGGUCGCAAAUCUGUGUACCGUCCGUCAAGCCAUCUUCCGUCACCGGUGCCCGUGAUGCUCGAAAGGUCCGUGGCUUUUACGAAAACCAGAACGCAGCAAUCGAGCGCAUGCUCAAGUCGGUGGAGGAACACCGUGCCGAAGCCCGUCAAGAGCAGGGUGACGACCAGCUCAAGUUCCGUAUCGCGAUAUAUGGUUCGCUUGCCGCCAAUAUCAUUCUCACCGGCCUGCAGCUGUACGCAGCCAUCUCGUCUGGGUCCCUAUCUCUGUUCACAACCAUGGCAGAUGCCAUCUUCGAUCCGCUCAGCACGCUCACGCUCAUCUUCUCCAACCGCGCGAUCAAACGAGUUGACCCUCGUCGCUUCCCAGCGGGCAAGGCCAGACUUGAAACGGUGGGCAAUAUCGUUUUCUGUUUCCUCAUGACGUCUGUGUCUCUCAUCAUCAUCGCCUUCGCCGCUCAGGAGCUCGCUUCAUCCGGAACGAGCAAGCAAUUCCAUUUGCCUUCUGUAAUUUCCGUCUGCGCUGCCUUCCUUACCAAGUUUUCUCUUUUCCUGUACUGCUGGUCGAUUAAAAACAAGUAUAGUCAGGUCAACAUCUUGUGGCAAGACCACCGGAAUGAUUUGCUCGUCAACGGAUUCGGUAUUCUGACAUCUGUCGGUGGUGCCAAACUUGACUGGUGGAUUGACCCCAUGGGCGCCAUCUUACCAUCUGUUCUGAUCUCGGGAAUCUGGCUUCAAACUGCAUUUCACGAAUUCUUGCUGCUGGUCGGUGUCGUUGCACCAGUUGACAUGCAGCAACUCAUCACCUACGUGUGCCUUACGCACUCGCCUGCUGUUCAAGGCAUUGACACCGUACGUGUCUACCACUCGGGUCCACGACUGAUCGCCGAGGUAGACAUCGUCAUGGACCCUGCCGGUACAUUGCUGGAAACUCAUGACAUUGCCGAGGAGCUUCAGUUCAAGUUGGAAGGCCUUCCGGACGUUGAACGGGCGUACGUUCACAUCGACUAUGAGACGACACACAAACCAGAACAUGCGUACAAGAAAGACAUUUAA